AUGUGCAAACCCGGCAGCUACACCAAUCUUCUCAUCGUCUUUGCCCCCCUGGGAAUAACCGCUGGCUUCCUGGAUAAAUCCCCGGCACUGGUCUUCAAUUUAAAUUUCCUUGCCAUCGCAUCGCUGUCCAAGCUAAACAACCGCAGGUUGUGCCGUUUAUCGGCUGUUCUGGGACCAGGGGGAGGAGGACUGUUGUAUGCCCUUUUCGAUAAUGCGCCGUUACUCAUCGUGACUAUUCAAAACAAUUCCAUCCGUGUUAUUCAGUCAUGUAUUCUUGGCAGCGUAUUAGCCAACCUUCUUCUCGUUAUUGGAUGGUGUUUCUUCAUCGCUGGCAUCCGCCACUCAGAAUCCAAUUUCAGCACAUCCUAUGCGUCCACGACAUCUUCCCUGAUGAUCGUCGCAUCGAGUGCCCUCGUUGUCCCAUCAGCCCUGUCCGAGGCGCAAUGCAGAGUGGACGAUGAUUGUGAAGAGGCGCUCGUGCGGGUAUCGCGUUCAGUGUCCAUAGCUCUUCUCGUACUAUUCGCAACUUAUCUGCACUACAGACUCAGAUCGCACAGAGCUCUUUUCAUGGAUCCGUUUGACGCGUUGAGUAACCGACCGAUGGCAGAACUCUUUUGGAUUGGCAUGGCUGAAGCAAUACUUCUCGUCGGAAAUCUUGCUCUGACUUCGAUGUCUGCUUACUUUCUGGUUAGAACACUUGACGCUGCAUCAGAUACCCGUUUCAUCAGUGAUCGGAUGGCGAGUUUCGUUCUUCUUCCCCUUGCAACGGAUGGUCCAUCUCGACUGGGUGCAAUCGUGGCUGCCUACCAGAAUAAGAUGCCAAAGGCCAUGGACUUUGCAAUCAGCCGAAGCAUGCACGUGGCUCUGUAUGUAGCCCCAGUCCUGGUCCUGUUUUCGUGGGCGAUUCAAUCGAGAUCCCCUAUGACAUUGCACUUUCCAACACCGGAAACAAUUUCCAUCUUCCUCGGAACGCUUUUGCUCGCAGAAGUAUGCCGUGAUGGGCAGGCCGAUUAUCUAGAGGGGGCCAUGUGUCUUGUUAUGUAUGAUUUACCCUGUCCCUUGAAGAGAAUUGGUUUGCUGAAUAUUGGCCUCACAGGUUCAUGA
Ilyonectria robusta is the source of this 1104-nucleotide messenger RNA. RefSeq names its product Ca2+ transporter. The transcript is spliced from 3 exons. Gene Ontology annotation, cellular component: fungal-type vacuole membrane. Bases 1 to 1104 code for a protein of 367 amino acids. The record is from RefSeq and is a predicted model, not a curated record. Gene Ontology annotation, molecular function: calcium:proton antiporter activity. Lineage: Eukaryota; Fungi; Ascomycota; Sordariomycetes; Hypocreales; Nectriaceae. Gene Ontology annotation, biological process: calcium ion transmembrane transport; intracellular calcium ion homeostasis.